AUCAGAUGUACUCUAUUGAAAAUAGAAAGUUUCAUAUUUCAUGUAUAUAUUUGAACAAAUUAUAACUUUAAGUAAUAUAUAGUAAUAUUGAUACAACAGAAAUGGAGAUUGUAGAAGAUGGAAAUUUAGUUGACCGUGUAAGAAUUUUAUUACAACGGGAUAUGCAAUAUUAUCAGGAAAUGCAAACGGUAUUGAAAGAGUCGCUUUGUACACGUGUCCACGGUGGAAAACUCGAUUUUCCUCGACAUGCUUCAUUCGCUGCUGUUAAAAUUGUUACAUGGUGGGAAGCAGAUUUUCAAGCUGCUUUCAAGUGUCACUCUGGAUUAACGAGUGCAAGCGAACAUGACGCUACCGCAAACGUAGGAACCGAGGAUAGAGUCAUAAAAAAAAUUCAGCCAUCCGAAUUCAUACUUCUCGUUGUUGACACCUCUGAUAAAUUAUUAGAACAUUUACAUAUGCUUAUUCAGGAAUCGUUGGAUCACGCGGAUUUGACGGUUUUAACUGCUACUUUGGGAGCAGCUGCGCUCAUACGAAAUUGCUUAUGGUGUUAUAGUCAACAAGCUAAAAGUGCGAUUUCUUCACAUUCAAGCGAGAAACUAAACAAAGCAUACAAAUCUUAUCAUGAAAUGGCUGAAGCAGUAGCGGAAAGAUUGUUGGAUCUACACUGCCGUUUAAUUUCAUUGUACAUAUUAAAUGAAGCUGACUCUCUCAGCUGGCAUGAUACUAAACCUUUUUUUGAACGAGAGCGUUGUUCUUUUUCAAUUCAAAUGUGGUGGUUAUAUAUGCAAGGGACGAAGGCCGAUUUGUGGAACACCGUUUCCCCAAAAAUGGCACAACGUGUGUUUUCCGGAAUGUUAAAUGAGUCUCUGUCUAUCCUUGUAACAAGAUUUAUCUAUGGUCGUCCAACUUUGGCACGAUCUGAACAAUUCUGGACAGACGCUUUCAACGUCCUUUGUUGUACGGGAUAUCUUGCAUUGGGUGCCUGUAUCAAUGCUACUGAAAUGAUUGGAAUAAAAUUAAAUAAAUUAUCAAUCUCUGUUAGAGAUAUACAUGCAAAAUGCAAUGAGCUGUUGGUUUGUUUAUUAUUGAGAGGCACCCCUCUUCAAGAUUUAUAUCAAGCUUUCAGAGUUGGGUUUGAUAAUUUGAGUAUUUUACAACCACGUCUCGGACCUGCACCUUGGCUGCUAAUAUGUGCACCAAAUUUAGCGGGUUCUCUCGAUUCUGAUGUUUACAUUUCAAACUUAUCAGAAGACCGAUAUGUAAUUUUGGAACUGAAUGUUCUCAGGCAUCAACCUCAACCAAAUUGGCCUCAAGUAAUAAAGGUACUUUCUAUGAAUGAUUAUGCAGUGGCUAAGAUACUGUUGAACACAUUAAUUCACGAGUGUGGUAAUUAUACGUCCGAAGACGAUUUUGAUCAUUCAAAAUCAAAACUUGAUGAACACGGUUGUGGUGGUUUUUUGUGUAGUAGCACAGCCUGCAAUCAAAUAUUAAAAGUGACUCCAGCAUCAAGUCUUUAUAGUUUAAUGUAUAUUUUAAUAUGUGUCGCGCAGGAUUGUGGUCAUGUUAUCGCACCAGUUUUGGAACGGAGUCACGAAUGGUCCAGUUAUGUCGAUCGACAACAGGUGUGGAAUCAGUCAAGACCACCAUGGUUAAAUGCAAUUUUAAAUCCACUGCAUAGUAUAAUGCAGCCGAUCAUUGAAAUGCUUUUAGAAGCUGUAAGAACAGGAGCAAGUAUGUACCAGGCAAUGUCACUGGUAAUUGGUUGUUUCACUGAAUUGUACGUGACUUUACCACCUGCUGUUUUAAAAACCGUGUUAGUACUGAACGAGUACAUUCCUGCCCACUGCCAUCCGAUCGGUGGAAAUCUUCUUCUUCACAUUCUUUGUGCGUCGCUCUAUACUGCCCUUCUUGAGUAUUCCAAAACCUGCAAAGAGGAAGAGGAAAAGAGUUCAACUUUUAAAGAAAUGAAUUACGAAAUGAGUUUCUUCGAUUCUAGUGAUUCUUCGGCGAUCGUACUCGCCUUGGCUGAAGCCAUUUGUAGCAUCGAUGAGGACAAUAAGCACACUUCUCAGAUUGACGAUUUUUUUCAACUUGUUAAGGACAACAUCCAUGAAACAAAUGAGGACCUGCACGUUAACAAAGCUAAAAAUAUAUCUUCCAUCAUUGAAACAUAUACUGAUGAACUAUUGUUUACCAGUUCCGGACGACGAGCUUUAAAAGUAACGCAUGAAUAUUUAGUACGUGCAUCUGAUUUGGUGUUGAAUAAUCUCCGACAACAUAAUACUGAGAAGUUGAUGCCUAAUGUGCCGGAAGUCUUUCCUUUUGUUAAACCGCUAAUUCAUAUAAUGUUUCACAUUGAGGAUAGUAUAUUUGAUCAGUUUCUUACACAAUACGAGAAGACAAAUUGGAGAAAAUCUUUAAAAAUGCCGCUCUCUGUCACGGUUGAUCAUGCACGAAGUCAACUUCUAUUACGUCCAGAAUUCAAAAAUGUCGGCGAAUUAUCACACGAAGAUAAAGAAGCUAUAUAUUUGCUUAGAAAAAUUUGCUCUUCCGUCAAAACAGCACAUUUCAAGUAAUUUUGUAUCACAGAAAAAUGUAAUUGAAAUAAAAUUUU
Megachile rotundata (alfalfa leafcutting bee) is the source of this 2614-nucleotide messenger RNA. RefSeq lists its product as uncharacterized. The record is from RefSeq and is a predicted model, not a curated record. NCBI's taxonomy places the organism in Eukaryota, Metazoa, Arthropoda, Insecta, Hymenoptera, Megachilidae.